Mytilus californianus (California mussel) is the source of this 1270-nucleotide messenger RNA. RefSeq lists its product as uncharacterized. The coding region runs from base 38 to 1255 and encodes 405 amino acids. Lineage: Eukaryota; Metazoa; Mollusca; Bivalvia; Mytilida; Mytilidae. The record is from RefSeq and is a predicted model, not a curated record. The transcript is spliced from 4 exons.
CAGUGAAGCACGACUUUAAAUGUGUUAAUCUGAACAAAUGGCUCAUAAAACUUCGAAGCCGUCAUGCAGCAUCAAAAAAGAAAAAUUCCUUAUUGAUAAAGUCCCAUUUCAGCAGUUUCUUUCUAAAUCCACACUCUUUAGAUUUUUCAAGUUUGGUAGUAACUGUAAUGCAAAUGCAAACCAUGCGUUUUCCGGUGCAACCUGCGAUCUAAAGAGGAAAGUAGACCAAAGAGAAAACCAGUGGUAUGGAAUUUUGAUGUCUCAGCUAUUUGAAUCAGGAUACAGUUUCCUCCAGUCUAAGCUUGAUAGGAAAAAAUCAACUUGUUCUGAUGAGAAAUUGACAGCAUUGAAAAUAUUGAUCAAAUUCUUUGCUGAAAAAGAUAUUCAUGAGAAAAACAUACAGAAUACUUUGGAAAAGAUGAAAAGUACAGAAAAUAAACAAAGUGUACUGGCAAUGGCAUUAGCAGAACACUUGUUUGGGAAGCUUUCUCCGGGACAACAGUAUGUUGUUGAUUCAAGGAUAAAAGACAAAGGAAAUAAUUGUCAAGAAAAAAUAGAUAACAAAUGCAAGUGUGGCUGUGACACAGAAAUCUGUUUUGGUGCCACUGGAAUAGGACAUGCAGAUGUAUGGCACGGAUUUGUAGACAUUAUGAUGACAUCCUCAGAUCACAAGCCAGAAUCAACAGCCAGUGUAUAUUUAGCAUUAAAUGAUGAUGGGCCAUCUCAAAAUAAAAAAAUCAAGACCUCAGAUGGAAAUGAAGAGGAGGACGAUUACAAUUUAAGUGAAAGCGUUAAAGAAUCUUCUUUGAAUAAAAUCCAGGAUAGAGCUACUUCAGAAACUGUUGUGUUUGCCCUAGCAUACCAGAUAAUAAAUCCAAUUUCUGCAGUUUUCAUACCAAACAUUAUCAUUUGUCCAAAUGAGUUUUAUAUUGUAAUGUAUGAACCUGUUCAUGAUGUUUUAGUGUGGUCCACAGAGUUUCCACUGAUAUGUCAGUCAGAUUUUAAAUUACAAGGUGUGUCAAUUGUUGCACUUUGGAUGGUUUUGAAUUACAAAUUAUUUUGUAAUGGAGUUGAAGAACUAUUUGAUGAUGUCAGUGAAAUAAAAGCAGAAUUUUCAAACCAAAUAGAUGUUGAAAAUUGGGAGAUAUACAAGAGCAAGUUGGAGAUUGGAGUUCAAUCAUUUGGUGCAGCACCACAUAUAAACCUUGUUCAUUCUCUUCGUGAAGUUGACUUUGUUUUUCCAAAGUUGAAAUGAAAAAAAUAAGAAUUG